AUGGAGAUCUUUGUCAAGACCAUCAGUGGAAAAACAACGGUCAUCGAGGUGGUGUCCUCUGACACGAUUGAUAAUAUCAAGGAAAAAAUUGAGGAGAAGGAUGGCAUUCCCCCAGACCAGCAACGACUUAUCUUUAACGGAAGACAGCUUGAUGCUGAGUGGACGGUUUCAGAUUACAAUAUUCAGGAGCAGUCCACACUGCACCUUGUCCUGCGCCUUGGUGGUCCUUGUACCAUUUGUUGUUAUAGGUAUAUUAAUGUGCAGAUGCUCGCUGGUAAGACCGUCAGCAUCGAGGUAGAUCCAACGGACACGAUCGACACUAUCAGGGAAAAGAUUUGUGCUCCCCAGAGGCUCUUCUUUGAUGGCAAGCAGCUUGAGGAUGGACGGACAAUUGCAGAUUACAAAUUUGAGAACAAUAUCACUCUGCACCUCGACUUUGGCAUGCAGAUUUUCGUGAAGACAACCAUUGGUAAGACCACCACUCUCCUGGUGGAGCCGUCUGACACGAUCGACGUCAUUAAGGAGAAGAUUCAGGGCAAGCAAAGGAUCAUCUUGGAUGGGAAACAGCUAGAUGGUAAGGGCACCCUUACUGAUUACAACAUUAAGAGAGGCUCCACCCUACACCUUCGUCCCUGCAAGCAUGGUGAGAUGCAGAUUCUUGUGAAGACACAAACAAGCGAAAACAUCAGGCUCAUGUUUAAACUUUCUGACACUAUUGGUGAUGUGAAGGCAAUGAUUCAGGAGAAGCAGAGGAUCAUGUUUGAGGGCAGGAAGCUAGACGAUGUGCGGUCUACCCUCACAGAUUAUGAUAUCCAGGAAGAGUCCACCUUACACCUUGACUUUGGCAUGCAUAUAUUUGUGAAGACACCCACGGGCAAGACCAUCACUGUUGACGUGGAUCGAUCUGACACAAUUGACAGCGUUAGGGAAAAGAUUCAUGGAAAUCAGAUUCUCCUCUUUGGUGGCAAGGAGCUUGAAAGUGGACAGACACUUGAGGAUUAUGAUAUCCAGGGAGGGUCAACAUUGCAUGUUUUCCUCCGUCUCCUUGGUGGCAUGCAGAUUUUCGUGAAGACAACCAUUGGUAAGACCACCACUCUCCUGGUGGAGCCGUCUGACACGAUCGACGUCAUUAAGGAGAAGAUUCAGGGCAAGCAAAGGAUCAUCUUGGAUGGGAAACAGCUAGAUGGUAAGGGCACCCUUACUGAUUACAACAUUAAGAGAGGCUCCACCCUACACCUUCGUCCCUGCAAGCAUGGUGAGAUGCAGAUUCUUGUGAAGACACAAACAAGCGAAAACAUCAGGCUCAUGUUUAAACUUUCUGACACUAUUGGUGAUGUGAAGGCAAUGAUUCAGGAGAAGCAGAGGAUCAUGUUUGAGGGCAGGAAGCUAGACGAUGUGCGGUCUACCCUCACAGAUUAUGAUAUCCAGGAAGAGUCCACCUUACACCUUGACUUUGGCAUGCAUAUAUUUGUGAAGACACCCACGGGCAAGACCAUCACUGUUGACGUGGAUCGAUCUGACACAAUUGACAGCGUUAGGGAAAAGAUUCAUGGAAAUCAGAUUCUCCUCUUUGGUGGCAAGGAGCUUGAAAGUGGACAGACACUUGAGGAUUAUGAUAUCCAGGGAGGGUCAACAUUGCAUGUUGAGGAUCGUCUUACUCAAGUUCAUGCGGCAAUGGCACAUUCACAAGCCUUUAUGCCGGAUGCUCUACUAAAGUGCGGCGGCGACCUAGCAGAGGACGAAGCGGUUGAUCUCCUACCGAGGUCCACACACAAAAUUCAAUCACGGAAAGAAUCAGGACGGAAAGCUGUAGUUUAA
Messenger RNA from Hordeum vulgare subsp. vulgare (domesticated barley), 1818 nucleotides. Its product is annotated as polyubiquitin-like. NCBI's taxonomy places the organism in Eukaryota, Viridiplantae, Streptophyta, Magnoliopsida, Poales, Poaceae. Gene Ontology annotation, cellular component: cytoplasm; nucleus. The transcript has 5 exons. Gene Ontology annotation, molecular function: ubiquitin protein ligase binding; protein tag activity. Bases 1 to 1818 code for a protein of 605 amino acids. The record is from RefSeq and is a predicted model, not a curated record. Gene Ontology annotation, biological process: modification-dependent protein catabolic process; protein ubiquitination.